CUCAAUUAUUCUCAUUGGAUACGAUAGAUACAAUGUGAUCGUAAAAGGUAUCACUGGAACCAAAAUCACAAAACCCCAGGCAUCGCUUAUGAUUUUAUCUGUAUGGGUUUACAGUAUCCUCUCUACUCUUGGACCUUUCAUUGGUUGGGGAUCCUACGCUUUAGAGGGAUUUCUUGUCACCUGCAGCUAUGAUUACCUUAAAGAGGAUCUUAACUCCAAAAGCUUUAUUCUAUACACCCUGGUGACCCACUUCUUCCUACCGAUGGCUUUUGUGAUUUUUUUCUAUCUCCAGAUUGCAAGAGCAGUGAUCUGUCAUGAAAAGGCAAUGCAGAAGCAAGCCAAGAAAAUGAACAUUUAUUCACUCAGAACAAAGGAGGAAGACCAAUCUAUUGAAGUUAAAAUAGCUAAGGUAUCUAUUACCAAUGUUCUUCUAUGGAUUGGAACCUGGGGUCCCUACGCUAUUGUAGUACUCAUUGGACUGAUUGGACAGCAUCAAAUUAUUACUCCUUUGUUCUCAGGACUUCCAGGCCUUUUAGCAAAAACCAACAGUUCCUUAAAUCCUCUUGUAUUUGCUAUAUCCCAUCCAAAAUACAGAGAAGCAAUGGCUGCAGAGAUUCCUUGUAUUGUUACAGAGGACACUGAUGAUGUAGAGAAGAAAAGAGAAGAGGACAAAACAGCGUGCACUAAUGCAUGAAGAAAAAAUAUUUUUUUAAUUGCAAAGUGGUGAAAGGAUUUCCUGCAUAUCUGUAUUUAAUCUUUAACCCUGGCUUGGCUUUCUACUUAACCCGCAUAUAUUUAUCCAUCUCUGUUUAGGGAUACUAUUCUCUACGUUUUAGUUUUUUGGUAUUCAGUGUUUUAGUAUAUAAGGAAAAUAUUUCUAUGUUUGAUUAUUGUGAAGUAUGACUGGGCUAAAUCCCUUUUUUAACCAACAAUGUUUCCUGAAUAAAUAGUCUGCAAGAUU
Messenger RNA from Eurytemora carolleeae, 961 nucleotides. RefSeq names its product compound eye opsin BCRH1. The transcript is spliced from 7 exons. Gene Ontology annotation, biological process: G protein-coupled receptor signaling pathway. Gene Ontology annotation, cellular component: membrane. Lineage: Eukaryota; Metazoa; Arthropoda; Copepoda; Calanoida; Temoridae. Gene Ontology annotation, molecular function: G protein-coupled receptor activity. Bases 89 to 694 code for a protein of 201 amino acids. The record is from RefSeq and is a predicted model, not a curated record.